AUGGAGCAUUAUGAAAAGCAGUAUGAAAGACUGUCAAGAGCCACGAGGAAUCUAGAACAGGAAUACACCAGACAUCUUGUUGUAAACUAUUCAGAAAGAGUAUCUCAAUUGAACAUGCUUAUUGAUUCUUUACGACAGGAAGUGUCCAACUCCGAAGAGUCGAGAGGCAAGUUCGAAGACUCGAGGAAUAAACUCGAGGAAUCAAAGAGCAGAUGCAAAGAUUUGGAAAGGAAAAUAGAGAAUUUGCUAAGAGAAAAGAGUGAGAUGGAGGGGAAGCUUGAGGCAGCAGAGGAGAAAAUAGAGAAUCUUCAAAAGAAACUAAACAAAAUAGUAGCAUCGGAGCUAAGAAACGAGAACGCUAAUAGCGUCUGCGAAGAGACUAUCCUUAAAGAGCUAAGAUCAAACCAUGACGAGACAGUCAAGCUUAUACGACAAAUAAACAAGAAGAUACCAGAUACCAAAGUGGCUGAAGAUGGCCAAACGGGCAUCUAUCAAGGCAAGAUUAAGGCGUUGGAAAGCGAAAUCGAGGAUUUAAAGUCGAAAAACAGUCUUCUUUCAAGAAACGAAAGGACCAUUAAGGAGCAAAAGGACAGUAUUGUACUGCUUAAAGAUUCUAUUGAAGGUAAAGAGAAGACUAUCCAGUCUCAGAAGAGCCAGAUUGAAAUGCUAAACAAACAAAUAGAAAAGAUGCACAACAAUCCUUUUGAAGUAGAUUUUAUUGAUGGUAAAAGUGAUAAUAUGGUGUCCACCGGUGUUAUAGCAGUCCAGCAGAAAGAAAACAAGAUAAAUACUGUUGAUAGCAAGAACACGAUAAGCGAUCCGUGGGCCUUAAAAAUUCCUCGGGAACCGCCCUUGUCUAAAAAGGCCAAGAAGAAUGCUAAAACAGUAAAUGUAGAAAACAUAAUCAGGGAGGACAAUAAGAGUUUUUUCAACGACCUGUCAUUUUCUAAUUCCAGUCCGGUUGUUGAGAAGAGUUUCAGGAAAGCUUUUAAAUAA
Vittaforma corneae ATCC 50505 is the source of this 996-nucleotide messenger RNA. RefSeq lists its product as uncharacterized. The transcript has a single exon. The record is from RefSeq and is a predicted model, not a curated record. Lineage: Eukaryota; Fungi; Microsporidia; Nosematidae. Bases 1 to 996 code for a protein of 331 amino acids.